AUGCCGGUCAUGGUAGACCCCGAUACGGGCCGCCUGCUCGUCCAGGCCGGUACCGCUUUGCCCCUCGCCACUGACGCUGUGCACUUGGCAGUGGGCAGUCCCUUGUCCACAAUCAGCUCCAGCAUGAACUCGACUACGAUAUCCGACACGAUAUCCGAGGACCAAGUUCAGCUCAGCCGAGCCACCUCUGGCUUCUUCGUCCUCGCUCUCGGCGGUCUACUAUUCGUCGUGAUGAUUCUCGCAUACAAUCGCUUCAUGGCGCGCCUUCUCGCCUCGACGCAGAAGUUUGCUCCGUCACAAGCGCGAGCAAAGAAGUUGGGACUGAGCGGGCAGGGAAGGGUUCUGGGCGGAGGAGACCUGUUGAGCGGCUGGAUAUUGCGGAAAGGAACGCCGCCACCAGUGCACGCUCCUCAAGACCCCUUUGCCGACAUUCCGCUCGGUGCCCCUACUCCAGCUGCGCCGGUCCUCUUCCCUCCGCCACACCUAGUCCCCCUCAUUCACCACCUCCCCUUCGCGCAAACUUUCCAAUACGCUCCCUUCAGCCGCUUCCCGAUCUACCUACGGUCAUCUAUCACUGUCGCCCGUCUAUACCCGGUGUUUUGCUACCUCGCGCUCGUCGGCGUCGCGCUCUGCUGGCACUCGGAUCUCGGACCCGUCAGGUCGGCCGAUGGGGUCGGGCGGGACUUUGCAAGGACAGGGAAUAUGGCGGCAGCGCAGAUCCCGGUCGUGAUCGCUUUGGGCGUCAAAGGCAACAUGGUUGGACUGGCGAUGGGUGUGGGGUAUGAGAAGCUGCAAAUACUGCACAAGCUGGCGGGAAGGUUGAUCUUCAUCUGCUCAACGAUCCAUGUUGGGUACUUCAUGUAUACUUGGUCAAAGGAGGGAACGCUCAGACAAGAGCUAGGGGAGACAGAUAUGCUGCUGGGAUCAUUGGGCUAUUGGGCCCUAGUGUUGCUGGUAGCAAGCUCGGUCCCCGUCGUGAGACGCCUGGCGCAUGGGCUCUUCAAGAUCUGCCAUAUCGUCGGCAUUAUAGGUUUCUUAGCGGGCACAGCCAUGCAUGCUCCCCCUUGUUUGCCAUAUUGUAUCGCCGCCAUCAUCAUUUACGCUAUCUCCAUGAUUCAGACCGCUACCAAGACACGGAUAGCGCACGCCGAACUCCUUACUGUGCCCUCGUCCGGAAUGACAGGCAUCUUCAUCCCCACCCUUCGCACCGGCUGGCGUCCGGGUCAACACGUCCGGAUCCGCAUCCCAGCUAUCGGGAUCAGGCAGGGCUGGGAGUCACAUCCCUUUACCGUCUCGUCUGCUCCGGAUGGAGAAGGCUUGGUCCUGCUUUGCAAGAAGCUAGGGGAUUGGACCACCGCGCUAUACGACCUGGCAGCUGGGGGUGUCCUCUCGCCCGAUGGAGAGGGUCACCAGCGGGAAGUCUCGGUCAUCAUUGACGGUCCAUACGGCGGUAUCGGAAACACCAUGCUCGCUUCCUUCUCCUCAGUCCUGCUCACCGCUGGCGGAGCCGGUAUCUCGCACGCCCUCUCGGUCGCCCAUGACCUCAUGAAGAAGGCGCCAUCGGGUUGUGUCCGAGCUAGGACGAUCGAUCUAGUAUGGAUCGUCCGAAGCGAGGAGACCGCACGAGGGGUCCUUCCCACCCUCCUUGACCUCGUCAAUGACGCCAAGGCCCACGAGACCUUCUGCAUAGAAGGUCAGCGGAAGGGCCGUAUCGUCCCCCAGCCCACCGGUCUCCGCAUCCACAUCUUUGUCUCCCGCUGUCCGAUCAGCUCUCCCCUCACCCUCCUCUCCAACCCCUUUGCGGAUCCCUCAAUCUCGCCCCAAUACUCGGUGCCCAUCUUCGACAAUGCCGAUCUCGCCAAAGAUCCCAAAUCGCGAUCGCGGCCCGGCUUGGCCCGUCAACCUACGGAAUCGGAGAAAAUCAUGCAGACCUACGUUCUCCGGUCUGCAUCAUCCGCAUCUACCGCGACAUGCUCCACCCUCGGCUCCAUCGCAUCCAUCAGGCGCACUAGCCCGGUCUCGUGCAUCAACGCCAAUCCCGGUCGGCCAAAUUGGGAAGUCCUGCUGGAUGGUCUGGCGGAGGAGACGAUAAGGAGAGCGAUGAAGGCCAAGCACGAGGCGAGUGGGAUCUGCGUGACGAGUUGCGGGCCGCAUGGGCUGGUCGAUGGCGUGAGGGACGCAGUAAGAGGGAUGAAGGGGUGGAAGAGGAGACAGGUCGGAGGAGUGGAAUUUGAGGAGGAGCACUUUGCUUUCUGA
Molecule: messenger RNA, 2256 nt
Organism: Dioszegia hungarica
Lineage: Eukaryota; Fungi; Basidiomycota; Tremellomycetes; Tremellales; Bulleribasidiaceae
Product: ferric reductase like transmembrane component-domain-containing protein
Exons: 5
Coding region: 1-2256 (751 amino acids)
Biological process (GO): iron ion transport; copper ion import; intracellular iron ion homeostasis
Cellular component (GO): plasma membrane
Molecular function (GO): ferric-chelate reductase activity
Source: RefSeq, a predicted model, not a curated record